AUGAGGGCUAAGAUUAGGGCUCUAGAACUAGUUCAAGGGAAUCACAAAGGCCAAUAUGCCAAUAUAUACGAUUAUUUACUUGAGUUAAGGAGAAGCAACCCUGGUACAACAACCAUCUGUAAAUUAGACUGUAGGCUAUUUCAGAGGCUUUAUAUAUGCCUUGAAGCAUGCAAGUCAGUGGCUUUUGCUGCAGUUGAGAGUGAAAACAAACAAUCAUGGUUUUGGUUCCUCGAGUUGUUACAGAGGGAUUUGGAGAUCGACAACUCCUACAAUAUAUGCUUCAUGUCUGACAAACAAAAGAUCAUUUUAGAAGCUAGAGAUAAACCUAUCCUAACGAUGUUGGAAAUAAUUAGAAGAAAAGUCAUAACUAGGUUGGUUUCUAUGAGAGAGGCUGCUGAGAAGUAUCCUGGACCUUUAUGUCCAAGGAUACAGAAGAAGUUGUUUGAAAUUGUUAGUCAGUUCAAUAAUAUAUGGCCGGUAUAUGCUGGAAAUGAGAAGUAUGAGGUAGACUGUGGAUUAGGCAACAAGCAUGUGGUUGACCUCCUCAACUCCUCCUUUACUUCUAUGAACCCUGAAACUUACGUCAAUACAUGUUAUACUGUCACUACCCAGUUGAAUAUUUACAGCCACUUGAUUAACCCUGUAAAAGGUCCUAUGCAAUGGGAACAUGUGAGGGACAUGGAACCCAUUCUUCCUCCCAUAAUUAGAAGGCCCCUAGGAAGACCCAAACAAACAAGGAGGAAGGAAGUAGGUGAAGAAAGAAAGAGUGGACCAAAAUUAAGCAAGAUAGGACAGCAAGCUAACUGCACCAAAUGUGGCAAACCGGGCCAUAAUACAAGGACUUGCAAAGGGAUUAUUGGGAGUAACCAAAUGGCAAGCCAAUCAUCGAGCCUACAAAUUUCGAACCAAGCCACUUCAAUGGAUAACACAUCAAGCCAACCACCCUUAACCCAACAAAGCCAACCACCCUUAACCCAACAAAGCUCAAACCUUACAGCAAAUUUUAGGGCCAAAUUACCUUUCAAAAGGAAAUUUGUUUUGUGA
Gossypium arboreum is the source of this 1044-nucleotide messenger RNA. RefSeq lists its product as uncharacterized. The transcript has 6 exons. The record is from RefSeq and is a predicted model, not a curated record. Gene Ontology annotation, molecular function: nucleic acid binding; zinc ion binding. NCBI's taxonomy places the organism in Eukaryota, Viridiplantae, Streptophyta, Magnoliopsida, Malvales, Malvaceae. Bases 1 to 1044 code for a protein of 347 amino acids.